AUGGACCGAUCUCCACGAUGGAGAAUUCCGAUCAAGGGUAUCUUCAGUACAAUGAAUUCCAUUCAUAUCCUCCUCUCUCUGUUGUUCGUCCACAUAGCAACAGCCCAAUCGGAGCAUGGCUUUGGCGACUCUCAUGGCCAUUCACUCAACAAGCGCGGUACAUUUACGCCGGGUGGCGAUGGUGUCUGCUACACCUACACCAUUCAAGAGGGCGAUACCUGCGCAAAACUUGCUGAGCAUUACAAGAUCACUACCAAAAAUAUCGAGACUUGGAAUGUCGGAUCCUGGGGCUGGCCAGGUUGUGCCAAAAUAAAGCAAGGAGAUUUUGUCUGUCUCAGCUCCGGUGCCCUUCCUAUGCCGGUUGCCCUCCCGCAUGCUGUCUGCGGUCCCCAGGUUCCUGGGACAAGACGCCCUGGCAACUAUGCUGAUCUCGCCUCUCUGAACCCGUGCCCCUCAAAUCAAUGCUGUGCUAGGUCAGGUCAAUGUGGCACUAGUUCAUCCUUUUGCGAUGCGAGCAGCAGUUGUAUCUUCAAUUGCGGAACUAAAAAGGAAGGCACAACCAAAAGUGCUUUGAGAACCACUACUUCGAAGACGACUACUACUUCGAAGAAGACGACUACAAAGACGACCACUUCCAAAACGACUACUUCAAAAACGACUACUUCAAAAACGACUACUACUUCAAAGACUACAAAAGCGAACAUGGUAACCUUGACUAGCAUAAAAAUCGUCCCAGCACCAAGCAAAACCACGACCAGUGUCGCUCCGACUGCAACUUGGCAAAUGACAAUCUAUGAGGAGGGUGGUUGUAAAGGUGAUUACUUCCUUGUUCAAGGACACGAAGACCAGAAUGCUGGGAAUUGCAUUAUUCUCGCGGAGGAUACAAAGACCAAAAUCUCGGAUUCAACCACGUCCUGUCGAUGGUGGUCUGACGGUGGUCUCAACUGGCACACCUGUGCUUCUAGUAAACUCACAAAGCCUAAGUCAUUUACUAUCACAUCUGGCAAAUGUUAUGUGUAUUCGGGCAAGAAAUGUAGGGAUGAGGACUGGGUAGGAGAGACCUAUGGGGCUUUUAAGGGCUGUCAGGAUGGCAUGACGGGGUACUUGUCUCCUCGGAAAGACAAAGUCUGGGGCUCAUUGCAGUGUUUUGAGUAUAAAUCAGAUAGGGCUUAUUGA
Messenger RNA from Penicillium samsonianum, 1176 nucleotides. RefSeq names its product LysM peptidoglycan-binding domain-containing protein. Bases 1 to 1176 code for a protein of 391 amino acids. The record is from RefSeq and is a predicted model, not a curated record. Gene Ontology annotation, molecular function: chitin binding. The transcript is spliced from 2 exons. NCBI's taxonomy places the organism in Eukaryota, Fungi, Ascomycota, Eurotiomycetes, Eurotiales, Aspergillaceae.